Molecule: messenger RNA, 810 nt
Organism: Plasmopara halstedii
Lineage: Eukaryota; Oomycota; Peronosporomycetes; Peronosporales; Peronosporaceae
Product: nuclear ribonuclease
Exons: 4
Coding region: 1-810 (269 amino acids)
Source: RefSeq, a predicted model, not a curated record
AUGUCCGCGACAGUGGUGAACGCGGGCAAAUACACGCUACACGUGCGCUGUGUAGCUGGCGUUGAGUCUUGCUGCUAUGUGGAUUCCAUCGAUAUAGCGUUCGAUCUAGGUUGUAUCAUCGGGCGUGUGGUAAAUAAAUCGAACAUAUUUAUCACGCAUGGUCAUGUCGACCAUAUCGGCGCGGUAGUAGCGCACGCCGCACGAAGAUCGUUGCAGAAGCAAAAAGCUGCUAGCUACUUUGUUCCAGCUUACCUCGUAGCGCAUUUAGAAGACAUGCUUAAUAAUAUGGCUGUCAUGCAAGGUGACAUACCUUUUCCAGCCAAAUUUGUUCCUCUCCAGGCUUUUGACGAGGUAAACAUAUCCUCCAAGUACAUGGUACGAGCAGUGCCUACAAAACAUCGCGUACCAAGCCUAGGCUAUAUUCUGUACGAGAGAAAAAGCUGCCUCAAGCCAGAGCUUCGGCACAUGUUUGGUGACACUACCAUUGAGGUGUUUACAACGGCAUUAAAUGACAACCGAUCGAAGGACUUAUUGCAAGUAAAAAUACUCAUCACCGAGGCCACGUACGUUGACUCCAAGAUGAAUAUUGAAGACGCAGCAGCUCGCGGUCACAUACACCUCGACCAGCUUGCUGCUCACGAAAACCUAUUUCAGGAUGUGGGCAUUCUCGUGCUUGUACACUUUUCUGCUCGGUACUGCGCUGAAGAGUUACACCAAUGUAUUCGGACGCGUUUUCCAGUGUCGCUUCAACAGAAGACGUUCCUUGGGUGCCAAGACAGUCACGUGCAUACGGCUCAAUCGCAAAAUUAG